AUACCAAAUGAUGACAUGUGAAAGAAUUCACAAUGAAGAAUAAAGGGUCAUCUUCUCUUCAAGAAUCUUUCUUUAUCUUUUCCUUAUUAAGUUACUAUGGCCUCCCUUUAAGACCAUUCAAAGCAAAAGUGAAGAAAAAUGGUUGAAAUGCUUUCUUUGUACAUUCAUUCAUAUAUUUACUAAGUGACAACAAUAGUGAAGUGUCUUGUUUCUGAUUUUUUGUCCUUUGAAUUGUGUUUUUAAUUCAACCCGUGACAUCAAUUUGACUUGAUGUGUGUAGAGAGAAAGAAAGCUGACACAUGAGAAAAAUUUGGAAAAUUUUGUUGUUGAUGAGUUUUUGAAUGUAUUGUAGCAACAAAGUUUUUGAGGGCUUAUGGAGAAGUUACCAAGCUUCAAUGUUUGAGAAGAUUGUGAUCUAAAUCAUACCACUUUCUAUUGCAUGCAUUAACUUACCAAUGGAAAAUAAGCUUCAUCCAAAAGUGCUUCUAGUUUUGUUGACACUUUUUCUAUCAACCUCUGACACAAACCAACUUCAAUCCUCUUCACACACUCACACCCUUCUAAGACUCAAACGUUUAUUAAACUUUCCUUCAAUCUUAAGCACAUGGAAUUCCAAUACAGAUUUUUGCAACACAGAUUCAAAAGCUUCUCUCAAUGUUGUAUGCUAUGAAAACAACAUAACUCAACUACACAUAGUUGGUGAAACAACAAAACCACAAAUUCUUCCAAAAAACUUUUCAAUAGAUUCAUUUUUCACAACCCUUUUAAGGCUUCCAAGUUUGAAAGUCCUCACACUAGUUUCCCUUGGCUUGUGGGGUCCACUACCUAGCAAAAUUUCUAGUUUGUCAUCACUAGAAAUAGUUAACAUUAGUUCAAAUUUUCUAUAUGGUUCCAUUCCUCAAGAACUUCCAUUGCUUUCACAUCUUCAAGCAUUCAUUCUUGAUGACAAUAUCCUCGAAGGCAAGUUAUCUGAUUGGUUUGAUUCGUUUCCGUCUUUAACUGUUUUGAGUUUGAAGCGAAAUUUAUUCAACGGUUCCCUUCCUGAUUCAUUAACUAGUUUGGAGAAUCUGCGAGUUCUUUCGCUUUCCGGUAACCAUUUUAAUGGAUCGGUACCAGAUUUAAGCCGGUUGACUAAUCUUCAAGUGUUGGAAUUGGAUGAUAAUUAUUUUGGACCAAACUUUCCUAGAAUUGGUAAAAAAUUGGUUACUUUAGUCCUAAGAAACAACAAGUUUAGGUCUAGUAUACCUAAUGAUUUGAGUUCAUGUUAUCAACUCGAGAGAUUCGAUAUAUCGGAUAACACGUUCGUUGGACCGAUACAAUUAGCAUCAUUAUUUUCAAUUCCUUCAAUUACUUAUCUCAACAUUUCAAGAAACAAAUUAUCAGGAAUGAUUUUUGAGAACAUGACAUGUAAUUUUGGACUAGAAGCUGUUGAUUUGUCUUCAAAUCUUUUGACAGGAAACUUACCAAAAUGUUUAGUUUCAAAUUCCAAUGAUAGGAAAUUCUUGUAUGAUGGAAAUUGUUUAGAGGAUCAAAAUCAACAUAAACAAUCCUUUUGUCACACUGAAGCAUUAGCUGUUGGAAUAGUGCCUAAUGAGAGAAAGAAGAACAAAGGACUUUCUAAACAAGUUCUUUGGUUUGGAAUAGUUGGUGGAACUUUUGGAGGAUUUGUGGUUUUGGCAUUGAUUUUUAGUGUUAUUAGAAGAGUAAAUGGAAAAGGCAUGAUGAUGAUGAAUUCUGAAACAAAGUUAAUAUCAGAAAAUGUAGCUUCUUCUGGAUACACUUCUAAGUUAAUCUCUGAUGCAAGGUAUGUAUCUAAACCAAUGAAGUUUGGAAGUGUUGGCCUGCCACCUUAUAGAGCUUUCUCACUGGAAGAGAUUUUGGCUGCUACUAACAACUUUGACACCACUUCUUUUAUGGGUGAAGGUUCUCAAGGGCAGAUGAACAGAGGUCAACUAAAGGAUGGUUCACUUGUUGCCAUUAGAAGUAUAAAAUUGACCAAAAACUACAGGAAUCAAGAUUUCAUGCAGCACAUAGAAUUGAUAUCAAAAUUCAGGCAUCAUCAUUUAGUCAGUGUUCUUGGACAUUGCUAUGAACAUUAUCUAGAUGAUUCAAAUGUUAGAAGAAUAUUUAUUGUGUUUGAGUAUGUACCUAAUGGAUCACUCAAGAGUUGGAUCUCAGAUAGACAUUAUAGAAAGUGUCUUAAUUGGACUCAACGCAUAGCAGCUGCUAAUGGAGUGGCAAAGGGAAUCCAAUUUUUGCAUACAGGGAUUGUUCCUUGUGUAUAUUCAAACAAUCUCAAAAUUACAGAUGUUUUAUUGGACCAGAAUUUUGUUGCAAAAAUCAGUAGUUAUAAUAUGCCUAUGCUAUCCAACAUGGGAAAGGUUGGGCAAGUAAACCCUUCAAAUCUAUUCAAAAGUCCUAGCUUUAACAAAAGUAUAAAAAGUGAAGACAAAUCUGAUAUACAUGACUUUGGGGUGAUACUGAUGGAACUCAUUCUAGGAAGGACAAUCAAGUCAAGGAAUGUUGACACUUUGAAAAAUCUGUUGCAAUCAAGCAUAACAGCAGAUGAUGAAGCUAGGAAGAGCAUCAUUGAUCCAUCGAUUCGCGAUGCGUGUUUGGAUCAAUCAUUGAAGACAAUGAUGGAGAUUUGUGUGAGGUGUUUAGUUAAAGAGCAAGAAGAUAGGCCUUCAAUAGAUGAUGUUUUGUGGAAUUUGCAAUUUGCUUCUCAAGUUCAAGAUGCAUGGAGAGGUGACUCUCAAAGUAGUGAUAGCUCUCCGAUUUCGCCUUUACCGUCUCGAAGAAUGAACUUUCAUUAGUAUCGAUGUCGCAGUUGGAAUUGCGGUAACUCUUUCAAGUCCAAUGUUGGUGAACUAAGCUGAGUUUGAAACCAACAGGGUCUAGUCUAGCGCAAAUAGUUGGUGCAUGAUGUGUAUAAGUGCUAUGAACUUCAAUGUACCAAAUUUGAUUUCUACUUGUAAAAAAAGCAUUAGAAAGAUUGGUGGAAGUUUUCCAAACAUGCACAUAGAUGUUUUCAAUUUAAUUUUGUGGUGAUAUACUUUUUACUA
This is a messenger RNA of Cicer arietinum (chickpea), 3065 nucleotides long. RefSeq names its product probable inactive leucine-rich repeat receptor-like protein kinase At3g03770. The record is from RefSeq and is a predicted model, not a curated record. Gene Ontology annotation, molecular function: ATP binding; receptor serine/threonine kinase binding; protein kinase activity. Gene Ontology annotation, biological process: protein phosphorylation. Lineage: Eukaryota; Viridiplantae; Streptophyta; Magnoliopsida; Fabales; Fabaceae.